Mucor velutinosus is the source of this 2187-nucleotide messenger RNA. RefSeq names its product D-tyrosyl-tRNA(Tyr) deacylase (gene DTD1). The transcript has a single exon. Gene Ontology annotation, biological process: carbohydrate catabolic process. The record is from RefSeq and is a predicted model, not a curated record. Gene Ontology annotation, molecular function: alpha-galactosidase activity. Bases 1 to 2187 code for a protein of 728 amino acids. NCBI's taxonomy places the organism in Eukaryota, Fungi, Mucoromycota, Mucoromycetes, Mucorales, Mucoraceae.
AUGCUUAUUCUAAAACCAGGUAUAUCUUAUCACAAGGGCAAACAUGCAUGGUUUCUUUCCACAAAAAACACUUCCUAUGCCAUAGGCGUCGAUGUCAAUACUGGCCUUGUAUUGAACUUGUAUUGGGGCUCUCGUUUAGUCACUUUUACAGAUAUCGACCUGGAUAACAAAUUGGCGCCAGAAAGAAGCUCUCAAGAUCCUGCCAUUACAAGCGCCUGUGAAGAGUUUCCUGUCUUUGGCGGUCUUCGUUAUGGGCCUGACUUGCUUCGUGUUCAGUUUGAAUCAAACAAGACUCGCGAAUUGGACCUGGUGUACACAGAUGGGGAACUAAAUGAUGACAAAACAGAGCUCGUCAUUACACUGGAGGAUAAAGUUCACACGGCAUGCAGAAUCAAACUCAAAUACGCAUUGGAUAUAGAGAACGAUUUGAUCAUACGUUCAGCCACUAUUCAUGCUGGUGGAAACGAAACACUCGUCUUGACUAAAGCACAUACAGCAGCCUGGCAUAUACCACCGCCAGCAAGCAGUUGUCAGCGUGAAUUAGUUACAUUGGCAGGUGCUUGGGCAGCAGAAACUCAGGUACAAACGCAUUCACUGGAGCCAGGCACAUCUCAAGUAUUGCAGUCAACUCGAGGCAUUCCUUCAGCGCAGGCAUAUCCUUAUUUUGCUGUCAAGGAUCAGGUCAGUGAUGGUGAACACAAUGAUUGCGAGGUCUACUUUGGAUCUCUGGGAUGGAGUGGCAAUUGGGCGAUUGAACUGCACACAGAUAUUCGAGGCAACGUCGCCAUUACGGGCGGCAUGAAUGAUCGUGAUUUUGAGCAUCGACUCAACAAUACCCGCUUUGAACUACCGGAAUUCGUGGCAGGCUUCACAGCAGAGGGCUUAUCAGGCGCCCGCAAGUGUUUGACAAACCACAUUCGAGACCGCAAGGAUAGAUUGUUGGUAAAACACCCCCACGAUGUCGCUCCAGUUCUCUACAACGGUUGGGAAGCUUAUGAUUUCAGAGUGACAUUCGAGAACCAAAAGGAGAUGGCACAAAAGGCAGCGAAUCUCGGAGCAGAGUUAUUUGUACUGGAUGACGGAUGGUUCCAUAAGCGCAAUUCAGAUAAUGCUGGUCUAGGCGAUUGGUUUGCUGACAGUGCUAAAUUCCCCAACGGCUUGAAGCCACUUGCAGAUCACGUCCAUCAUCUGGGCAUGCUAUUUGGCUUAUGGUUUGAGCCAGAGAUGGUAAAUCCUGAUUCAGACUUGUAUCGACAUCAUCCAGACUGGGUCUAUCAUUAUCCAGACCGCACACGACAUUUAGAGAGAAACCAACUGGUACUCGAUAUCACCAAAGAAGAAGUUCAAGACUAUUUGCUAGAGAGAAUUAUAUCUACAGUCAAGUCAGCGGGCGUUGACUACAUUAAAUGGGACAUGAAUCGACCUAUUUCAGAGGCUGGAUCUCAGUUUGGAAAAGCUGUUUGGACUGAACAUGUGAAUGCCUUUAAUCAUUUGAUAUCAAAGGUCAAGGAGGCCACUGGAUUGAUUCGCAUAGAGACAUGUUGCAGCGGCGGUGGUCGAGCAGAUCUCUCCAUUUUAAAGAAAACCGAAUCAUGUUGGCCCAGCGACAAUACAAGACCUGAUGCUCGCAUUAUCAUUCAAUACGGCGCUUCUUUCAUCAUGCCUGCCAAUGCCAUGAGUUGCUGGGUCACUGAUUCGCCCAGCGAUGACCCAUUUACCAACAUCCCCAUCUCGUACCGUUUCCAUGUCUCGUUCAUGGGUGCCUUGGGUAUUGGAUCCAACUUGAAUGGCUUGUCUGAUAAUGAGCUAGAAGAGUACAGAGGCUGGAUAUCAUUGUACAAGGAGCUAAGAGAUGUGCUGCAAAUGGGACAACUGGAUUGGCUAGUUGUACCUACGUCAAAGCCAUCCGCAUAUACUGCUGUGACACAAACUACAAAGGACAAUACGGCUGUUGUGCUGGCCUUUAGACAAAAUAGCCCUUUUUGGCUGCCUCUUCGCCCCAUCCGAUUAAGAGGUCUUACUGCGUGCGCCUUGUACGAUGUCUGCAUCUGGAGCAGAGAUCCCAAACAGCCUGCCUUUACUGGCAUCAUGUCAGGCUCUGCAUUGAUGAAUAAGGGGCUUGAUUUACCAUAUCUAACGUCUAAAGCCUACAGUAGUGUUGUAGCGCAUCUUGUACAGAAAGCUUAG